Messenger RNA from Brenthis ino (lesser marbled fritillary), 246 nucleotides. Lineage: Eukaryota; Metazoa; Arthropoda; Insecta; Lepidoptera; Nymphalidae. The record is from the annotation of a GenBank genome assembly.
AUGAAAAACGGAAGUUUAGCAGUGCUUGUGAAUCUUACAAGCACAAUUGUUAUUAUGGACACGCAUCCUGAAUACGAUGAUAGUCCUGUAGUACGAGAAAAAUACGCUCAAUUUCAUUGUUUUAAACUAAGAACAUGUACUCCGGGCGGGGACAAAGUCUGUGGCUACGAUACAACUCAACAGUUUCUAGCGGAAUUUGAGGAUCUGUGCACGUUCCAUAAAGUGAACUGCGAGAAAAGGGGAUGU